CUCCUCCAUCGAUCCAUUUUCUUUUCUUCCUUUCUCUCUGCUCGUCUUCUACUCAGUCUUCUCAGACGUUCCGUCCGGUGUUCUACGCCUACCAUAUCCUCGUCUGCAGUGCUUUCCGCGCAGAGCCCUUCAGAAAUCAUGCAUCCCAUCAAUCUCCAGUCCCGUCGAGACCGUUUCAGGUCGAGAUAGCUAGCUGUCUCAUUAACUCGACACGAUUCCACCCUCGACCUCGCCUUUUUCUUUUUCUUGAGUCGCCAUAUCCUCUGGUAGCUCUCCGCUCCCGCUCAGCUACCAUCUGGUUCAGCGUAUCAAGCAAGGAGAGGUGUCUACGACCGUAUCCGUUUCCGCCGUAAUCCAUCGGUACACUCACCCCAUCCCGCCAAAAUGUUCAAUUAGACGCGUCAAAGUAACUUUUCCGACCAUUACCCCGGGUUGGGCGCACUCAAAAGGUCCUCUGAGGUCCUCUCAGGUCCUCACGCACAUUGAGGACCUCCGCGAGACAAAUAUUAAUAUCUGUGCUCUUCUCCUUGGUCAUUGUAUUAUAAAUUCGCAUCGUCACUCUCUUCGCUGGAACUUCUAUAUUCAGCAGACACCUGCUCCCAGCUGGCUACAUUUUCCGACGACUGCCUCACGAAGGGAAGAAACCGAAGACAAAGGACUACUCUAGUGAAGAUGAGUGUCCAGGAAUCCACGGCGGCUGCUGCCCUAGCGGGACCGGACCCAGCAACAGAUGCACUGCCAGCCCUCGACGUGUUGUCAACCUCGACUACCAUUCAAGACGAUAAAUCCCAACCUCCGACUCCAGAUGGCUCCGGACUGCCAGUCAACUUCCAGACCAUUGCUCCUGGACAACUCUACAGAUCCAGCUACCCACUCUACGCGCAUUUCCAGAACCUCGCAGAUCUCGAGCUCAAGUCGAUUGUCACUCUGGUUGCUGAGAAGCUUCCAUUUGAGUACGAAAACUUCAUCACCUCCAAUGGCAUCACGCAUUACCAAAUCCCGAUCCUGGCCAACAAGGAUCCGAAGAUCUAUACUCCCGAUGAGACUGUCAACAAAGUCCUCGACCUAAUCCUCGAUCCAGCCAAUUAUCCCAUGCUCAUCCACUGCAACAAGGGUCGUCACCGGACCGGGACAAUGGUCGCGUGCUUCCGCAAGGUCACCGGCUGGACGUUGGAAGACUGCAUCGAAGAGUACGAGAGAUACUCCAGGCCCAAGGAUCGGGCUCUGGACAAGAUUUUUAUUGAACGAUACGACGCCUCUCCACUGAAAGCGCUGGCUCUUGAAAGAGGCUAUGUUGGUGGAAUCUGGAGAGCGCCGGUCCGCUCGUCCACAAAAUCGUCCGUCUACACUAACAAUACCGUCGAAACCUCCACGACCAGCGACGAGUCCGACGGCCCGCCGAAUGACUAUCAAGAGCGCGCCAAGAAGGAGAAUGACGCCAUCCUCGAACCCGCCAGACGCUGGUCAUACAAGUAACUCAGCAAAGGCUGACGGCUCGAGGACAUCAAAUCACUGUACUAUAGAUACAACAGCGCAAGCACGAACAUUGUCAUUGCCAUCGGUCAUAUAGGACCUGAAAUCUCUGGUUUCGCGUCCCAGCUCUGUCAACCCAGAGGACCCAGUACGGCGGACCCAUGGCAUGGCAUAGAAAGAAUUGAAUACGAAGAUGAAGUGGCCAUUCAGGUUGGCCCGGAGACGACGAUGCUGAAGGAUAUCAGAAUUGCCACAACGACAAGUCACCAACGCUCCAGUGACACAAUGCGCUGGUACAAGAAACGCCGGAUGUGUUUUGGGGGAACUGGAUGAUACAAGCUGCCCUUUCCUUUCUGCAUCGAAAGCGCCAAAGCUGCCGUGUGUACCGGCCAAAUGCAAUGGAAUGAAUGACUUUUGGAGUCGGACUCUGUCGUUGGGAAUGGGUUGGAAUUACAUGCUACUACACAUGUUUUGGAAAAUAUGGAAAAUAGCAGCACGCACCAGGGGCGCAAAUGAAGUGGCUGCCUGGUCGCAGACCAAGUACCGUUCAUCACUUGGACCGAUAUGCCUGUGCCUGUGCCUAUGCUUGGCCAUUAUUUGUAGAAAAGAAUCUUUACUUUACUCUGUACUCAGUACUCC
Molecule: messenger RNA, 2112 nt
Organism: Exophiala xenobiotica
Lineage: Eukaryota; Fungi; Ascomycota; Eurotiomycetes; Chaetothyriales; Herpotrichiellaceae
Exons: 1
Coding region: 673-1476 (267 amino acids)
Biological process (GO): protein dephosphorylation
Cellular component (GO): cytoplasm
Molecular function (GO): inositol diphosphate tetrakisphosphate diphosphatase activity; phosphatase activity
Source: RefSeq, a predicted model, not a curated record